Molecule: messenger RNA, 4080 nt
Organism: Bathycoccus prasinos
Lineage: Eukaryota; Viridiplantae; Chlorophyta; Mamiellophyceae; Mamiellales; Bathycoccaceae
Product: protease
Exons: 2
Coding region: 1-4080 (1359 amino acids)
Biological process (GO): proteolysis
Molecular function (GO): protein binding; serine-type peptidase activity
Source: RefSeq, a predicted model, not a curated record
AUGAGGGCCGCGCGUUUUCAAGACGUGUCUACUUUCUCUCGGGUUUCACCAUCGAAGUGUUGUCAGACGAACGCGAGACGACGACGACGACGCGAGCGCGGUUCUCGCCUGCGCGAUUCGGAUAAUGCAAUUGAGGCGACGAACGACGCCAACGAAGACGGCGACGACGGCGCGUUCGUUCAGCAACCGCAAGUAGCGCCCUCGACUUCCGCAUCAGGUGAAAACGAAAUGACAAUUGUAUUUGUCGCCGAGGACGAACUGUAUUCCAUUUUUGUGAAUGCUAAUGAUCAGAAACAGAAGAUACGACCGCAUCGACUCACGACAGCUACGGGAGAGUGCUUUUCACCUCUAAUCUCCAAAUGCGGGACUUUCGUCGUGUUUGCGGCGAUAGAAUAUUACGCCAUGGAACUCUUUCUCGUUCCAACUGAGGGAGGUGCGGUUAAACAAAUCACGUAUAUGGGUGCUGAUUUUAUAAGACCACUUUCUUUUUCGGAUGACGGGAGUGAGCUGUUCUUUGCAUCUUCUUCACAACAACAAACGCCGGACGAAACGGACGUGUAUACGUUACGUCUGGAUUAUAAGAAUCAAGAAAAAAAAUCCGAUAUGCCCAUUGCGAUGCAUCCGAAAAAGCUAAACUUGGGACCGGCGACUGCAUUUGAAGUGAAUGUUGACGGUACAUUAGCUUUGUUUGGUCGUAAUACUCAGGCAACGAGACCGUGGAGGAAGUAUGGUGGCGGAGCCAGCGGAGACAUCUGGAUUGCCAAAAACAGUUGCCCCAAUCCUCAAGGAAAAGAUGGUAAAACAUACACAGACUUUAAACGAGUAGAUGCUUUGGAUGAUUUCUUCACGUUUGUAUCGCAGCCAAAGUGGUUGGACAACUCCGCGAUGGUGUUCUUAGCCGAGUCAAAACAAGGUGAGCGAGGAUUGUGGUCAUUUUCUGUAGCAGACAACGCGCAGAAUGAGCUUUCGCGCCAGCCGACGCUUCUCGUGAAAGACGCGAAUAUUCAAUCGUAUUCUAUAGAACCAUCCGGGAAGUGCACGUAUGCAUCCCGAUGUGGCCAUCUCUACACAGCUGAUUUGAAAAAGGGAAGCGAUAGUAUACAGCAGGUUGCGUUCAAAUGGACCGGACCUAGAAAGCAGCUGGAACAACGAUACGUCACCUCCGAGCACUACGUCCAAGAUUGGGAUAUAGAUCCCGCCGGUCGUUUUAUGACGACGAUUGUACGCGGAGAAGUAAACUCUUUUGGUCUCUGGGACGGACCAGCUUUGAAAUACGCUCCAAUAAAGCCUCGAAAAGAUGAAAAAGAAGAAAACAGUGAAGAUCCUAUGGGUAGCGCUUUAUGCGCAAAAAUUAUGCGCGAAUCGAAUGCGCAGGCGAGGAGUAGGUUCGCGAGGUUCACUUACGACGCGGAACGACUCGUAAUUGUCAGCGAUCAGACAGGUGAGGAUGAUAUAGAAGUACACUGGGAAGAUAAUCGGAGAAUGCCAAAGCGACUGAAUAUUCCUCCCCAAACUCUUGGACGCGUGGAAGAAAUGGUACUAUCGCCGGAAGCUCCACUCGCGUGCGUAGUAAAUCACCGCGCCGAACUCUUAGUAAUAGACAUUAACACGGGAGAGACCAAACUUGCAGAUAAAAGUCUUGAAGAUCGUGGAAUGUAUCAAUGCUCGUGGUCGCCGUGUGGAAACUGGAUAGCCUACACGUUUCGUCGACGAGACGCGGAAGUCAUUAAAAUUCUGGACGUCCGUACCGGGGCAACGCAAACUGUGACAAAACCAAUUUUAGGAGAUUCAUGCGCGUCGUGGGACCCGGACGGACGCUAUCUAUUUUUUCUCAGCGCGCGAGAGCUUCAGCCACAAUACGAUGCACUUCUGCAAGGCAUGAGCUUUCCUCACCUCGAAACCGUGUAUUGUUUGCGUUUACGUAAAAACGUCCGGGAUCCGCACCUGAAAGAGAUUCGCCCGGUGGGAGACGAGUCCUACACUGAAUCCCUCGCUCUCGGCGAUGCAGAUCUAGACGACGAUAAGAAUGAGAACGACGAGGAAGAUGGCAAGGAUAAAAAGGAAGAGGGAGAGGAAGAAAAAGAGGAGGAUAAAGGCAUGAAAUCGAAAUCGAAAGAAAGGAGAGAUAAGGAUGUUAACGGAGAUGACGAAGAUGACGAGGAGGAGGAGGAGGAGGAGGAGGAGGAGGACGCACUCCACGACAAACCGCCAAAUCCUAUUGAGAUUGACUUUGAUGGUAUAGCAGAGCGCGCUGUCGCGCUCCCAUUACCAUUAGGUAGAUAUAGCGAUUUGGUUGCCAUACGACACGAUCGAUUCAUGGUUGUUAAAUAUCCAACCAUAUCGAGCGGAGAAGUCAAUUUAACAAGCAGCGAGGAUGACUUGGACCAGGAACGAGGCGGUUCGCUCAUUUCAUUCGACGUUCGCGAUCUAUCGGCACAAGUUCUCGUUUCUAGUGGAGUCACGGAUGUUCACGUAUCGAUGAAUAAAAAGAUUAUGGUGCUCGAGAAGUCCGAAAAGGGAUACACGUCUGAGUUAACCGCGUAUAAGGCAGGAUCCAAACCAGAGGAUGAAGAUUCCGACGAUCUUUUGUAUCGCACGCGUAAAUCAGGUACAAUAUCUCUCGAUCGUGUGCGAGUAUUAGUUCGCCCAAAAGAUGAGUGGGCCCAAAUGUUAUUAGAAAUAUGGCGACGUGUUCGCGACGAUUUGUUCAUCGACCCGUUAUCACGUGAAGACUUUGAUUGGAAGGAAGCGUUGAGAACGGCAGUGAGUACGCUACCAAGGAUAAAUACACGCGCGGAGUUUGCAGUUGUAGUAUCAGAUAUGCUCAGUGAACUUGGGUUUUCACAUGCGCACGUAUCAAUUGGGGAUGACGGACGGGCUGAACUCGAUCGCGACCAUCAACCUGGUUUCUUGGGAGCGAAUUUCUCUGAGUGGGACGAUUCCCUCGGUGGUUACGAAAUCCAAUCAAUCGUGAAAGGCGACCCGUGGUCGUCACAAAAUUCUGGAUCUUUGUACAGAGCGAGUGCUGAUAUACAGGUAGGAGACGUACUCGGAGCAAUCAACCGAGUUCGUUUAACACCGGAAAAAACUCCCGGAAUGCUUUUAUACGAAACCGCAGGCCGCGAAGUUCUCCUUUCGGUUUUGAAAAAAGAUAGCGGUGAUUUAGUAGCGACACGCACACGCGCCCUGAGUCAAGAACUAGAUCCUCGUUAUCGCGACUGCAUCAAUAAAAGAACAGAGUACGUGCACAAAACCAGCGACGACAAAGUAGGUUAUCUCCACUUGAGUGAUAUGGAGAGACUCGGGUUUUCGCAAUUCUGGCGGUCAUAUCAAACUGAAUCGAUUAAUCAACGUGUUUUAAUCAUAGACUUAAGAGGUAACGGAGGUGGCAAUAUCAGCGCACUCCUCUUACAAACAUUAACGCAACGAGCGCUUGCAAUGGAUGUUCCACGACGAGGAUCACCACUUAUUUAUCCGCCCCGCUCUCCUUUGAGUGUUGGAAUGGUUGCGUUAGUAGAUGAAAAUACUGGAAGUGACGCAGAACUUGCCGCGCACGCGUUUCAGAAACUAGGAAUCGGAUCUGUCGUUGGCGAACGGACCUGGGGAGGGUUGUUAGCGGUGAGCCGAUCAGAUGUCUUAAAUGACGGUUCUGUUCUGAGCAUGCCUACCCAAAACGUAUGUCUCCAAGAUGACGACGAAAAUGAACACAACAACUUGACAAAUUCAGUUGAAAACACAGGCGUCAUACCAGACGUGGAAGUGAAAAGAGCACCUGGUAAUAUGAACGAAGUCGACGAACAACUCGAUGCGGCUAUUCGCGAAGCUCUUCGUCUGAUUGGAGAAAAUUCGUCGAGCUCCUCGAACUUUUUCGGAAAAGCAGUUCCAGCGGCAAAAGAGCAAGAGGUGUCUAUGAGUAACACGUCGCCGUGGGCUUUCAAAACUUUCGCAAAGUUCCCUCCAACACUUGCUGAAGAACUUAAAAAAAAAGUCAAAGCGUUAGAGAAAACGUCAGAUGACUCAGUUGAUGAGAACGAUAAAAAGACGACCGACACGAAGGAAAAGAAAAAGAAGAAGAAAUAG